Miscanthus lutarioriparius is the source of this 1431-nucleotide messenger RNA. The record is from the annotation of a GenBank genome assembly. Lineage: Eukaryota; Viridiplantae; Streptophyta; Magnoliopsida; Poales; Poaceae.
AUGGCUUCUUGCUUCUGCUUCGGCCGCCGCCGCCCAAUCAUUGCCUGCUUUGUUCCCUUCCUCCUCCCCCUCCUCCUCCUCGUCGCCUUCCUCGCCUCGGCUUCGGCCUUGGCCGCUUCCGUGACGACGACGAAGCUAGGCAGCACCGGCAAUGCCACGCGGCGGGUGCCGUUCAGCUCGGAGGAGGAGCUGCGCGGGUUCCGGAGCAUCGCGGCCCGGCUUGCCAGGCUCAGGGGCGCGUCCAUCAAGACGAUCCAGGCACGUGCGCAUUCGUUCCUUUGUCACGGCGACUCCAAAUGCAGUGAUCAUCAUAGAAGUCCCGACGGCGACGUCAUCGACUGCGUGCCGGCGCACCUGCAGCCGGCGUUCGAGCAUCCCAAGCUGAGGGGCCAGAAGCCAGAGAGCGAGCCUGCAGAGAGGCCGAGGAGCAGCAGUGGCCGUUUCUCCGAUGCUGAUCGAGGCGAGGACGACGACCCGUUGCCUCAGGUGUGGCGGCGCUCCGGCGAGUCGUGCCCGGAGGGGACGGUACCGGUGCGGCGGACCACGGAGGACGACGUGCUCAGGGCCAGCUCUUCCGCCACCCGCUUCGGGAUGAAGGCCCGUGCCGGCGGCUUCGGCUCCGGCUCCGGCUCCGGCUCCGCGCGGCGCGACUCCACCGGCAGCGGCCACGAGCACGCGGUGGGGUACGUGACCGGCGGUCAGUUCUACGGCGCCAAGGCGAGCCUGAACGUGUGGCCGGCGCAGGUGGCGUCGCCGGCGGAGUUCAGCCUGUCGCAGAUCUGGGUCAUCUCCGGCGCCUUCGGCCACGACCUCAACACCAUCGAGGCCGGCUGGCAGGUCAGCCCUCAGCUCUACGGCGACAACAGCCCCAGGUUCUUCACCUACUGGACAGACGACGCGUACCAGGAGACGGGCUGCUACAACCUGCACUGCUCGGGGUUCGUGCAGACGAGCAGCCGCGUGGUCAUCGGCGCCGCCAUCUCGCCCAUCUCCUCCUACGCCGGCCGACAGUUCGACAUCACGCUCCUCAUCUGGAAGGACCCGCGCCGGGGCCACUGGUGGCUGCAGCUCGGCUCCGGCAGCUCCGGCGGCGGGCUCGUCGGCUACUGGCCCUCCGCGCUCUUCACGCACCUCGGCUCCCGCGCCGACAUGGUGCAGUUCGGCGGCGAGGUCGUCAACGCGCGCCCCGCCGGCGCGCCGCACACGCCCACGCAGAUGGGGUCCGGGCGGUUCCCGCCCGAGGGGUACGCGCGCGCCGCCUACUUCCGGAACGUGCAGCUCGUCGACUGGGACAACAGCCUCGUCCCGGCGGCUGGGCUCCGGCUGCUCGCCGACCGACCGGGGUGCUACGACAUCGCCGGCGGCAGCGGCGGCGCCUGGGGCACCUACUUCUAUUACGGUGGGCCCGGCAGGAACGCACGGUGCCCGUAG